AUGGCCUCAGGUGGCAGUGAGCACUGUUGCUAUUUCUAUUCCCUCCAUGCACAGCAGAAGUCCAGCACCGUUUCCUGCUUCUGGGAAACACAACCCCAGGGCUGUAUGAGGAUCAGCUGUGCCUUCUACCACAGCAAACCUCGCCACAUCAAUGGGCUCUUUUUGCCACCUAGUAACACUUCACCCAGAAAUCAAGAGAAUACUUUCCUACCAAGUCACCCUCCACUGAUUAUAAACCUCAGUGAUGAAGAGGAUGAAGAUGAAGAGGAUGAUGAAGAGGAAGAUCAUUAUGUUUCUCCCUGGGUGCCUAAAACCGCUGAAGAUAUCGAAGAGGAAAAAGCAAUAAAGGAAGUCUGCCGAAAAUCUGGAGAGUAUUAUAGGAUUCAGCAUCCUUCUGAACACCAAUCACCAAAACCUGUGUCUUCACCAUUGGGGAACGGGCUGUUGGCCAUGGAAACCAUGGAGCAAGACCCAGAGAAAGGUGAUGGCAGCACAACUCCUCCAAGAAUUCAUCAGCCAAAAAGAGAAGGAGAGAAUUCAGGAAGGAGGGUGCCAGUGGAGUAUGUUCCCAGAACAUAUCAUAGGUCCUGUGAAAAUGGAGAAGCCAAGCACGUUGAGCUGGUAAAGAACUAUCACCAUAAGGAAGUAAAGAAGAAAUGGACUUUCCAGGAGCCAAGGAAUUCACCCAACAGAACAGGCAAAGGAAAUCACACUGCAGAGCCCAAAGUAAAACCAAACUGCCAACCAAGGGGUCAAAGGAACAGCAAUGAAACUGCUUCUGCCAGUCCUCCUGUGAAAGAAAGGCAAAGGAGCAGUCACUGGAGCUCUCCAGAGGCCCGGAGGUCAGCCUACGUCGUGCACCGCACUGCCAGCGCCCCCCAGCAGCCAAAGGGCAGCACAGCUGCAGCAGCUCCGGAGCCACGUGGUGGGAAAAGCUCCAAUCAAAAGAACAGGCUUGAGACAAGCAGAAGGUUUGGGAACCAGGUGGAAAACUAUGACAAAUAUACUUCAGGAUCUUACAAUGCAUCAACUUGGAGGAAAAGAAAUCCACAUGCAAAAACAUUCUCCAAGUUCAAAACAACUGCUCAGGCAAGUCCUAGAAGCCACGGGAGAGUCACGGUGGCAGCACCUCUGUCUGACAAGAGCUUGCAGAGCAAACUUCUGUGGCUGAAUGCAGCCCAACGCCCAGCAGCUCGCACCGCUGAGGCUUUUAAUAAUGCCUUUAAUGCGCUGAAGAGGAUCGGCUCAGGGAAGCAUGGCUCGGCGCUCCCCCGGGCUCGGCCUGGCGCCCCCGGGAGCAAACCCUGCGCAGGUCCUGCAGCGCCUCUGCAGCAGACAGAGAGCCCCGGCGGGCUGAGGGAGCGCCGGUGUGGUGGUGCUUGUACAAGCAGCUGGGCAGCGGUGCCGAGCCGGGAUGCCAAGCCGCGGGAUGCCAAGCCGCUGGCUGCCUGGGCUUUCUCCCUAGCACACACACCGCCCCUGCUGGCUGUGGGUGACCGGACAGUAGAAGUGACCACACCAGGGACCAGCCGGCUGCGGGGGGCUGCGGUAGCGGUGCCGAUGUCUCCCUUCAGCCCCGCAGGAAGUUUGGCACAAACAGGAGCUCGGCAGCGAUGUGAGAUCGCAGCCCUGCUCUGCCGCUCAGCAGCUGCUUAA
This is a messenger RNA of Indicator indicator, 1656 nucleotides long. RefSeq lists its product as uncharacterized. Lineage: Eukaryota; Metazoa; Chordata; Aves; Piciformes; Indicatoridae. The record is from RefSeq and is a predicted model, not a curated record. Bases 1 to 1656 code for a protein of 551 amino acids. The transcript has 13 exons.